Humulus lupulus (European hop) is the source of this 1055-nucleotide messenger RNA. RefSeq names its product leucine-rich repeat extensin-like protein 6. Lineage: Eukaryota; Viridiplantae; Streptophyta; Magnoliopsida; Rosales; Cannabaceae. The transcript is spliced from 2 exons. The record is from RefSeq and is a predicted model, not a curated record. Bases 88 to 864 code for a protein of 258 amino acids.
UGUCUUCCCCAACUAUAUAGUUUUUUACUUUGGCAUAGUCUUAUAUUCAAAACACACACACAAAAAAAAAACCUUAUUCCCCACUUCAUGGAUUCAAUUAUUUUCUUUCUUCUUCUUGUUGUUGUUACAACAUCUUUGUUUUCACAAUCACUUGCUAGACCAGCUCGAUCAUCAACUACACAUUAUGCCACUCGAAUCACUGUUGUAGGAGCUGUUUAUUGUGAUACUUGCUCAAAAAAUGCUUUUACUAAACACAGCUUCUUCCUUCCAGGUGUGGAUGUUCAAAUAAGAUGCAAGUUCAAAGUAAACUCGCCCAAAUCAGCAGAACAAGUGAACUUCUUAGCUAACAAAACCACAGACAGAUAUGGAGUGUACAAGUUGGAUAUACCAUCAGUAGAUGGGGUCAACUGCAUGAAUGGUUUGUCAAUGGUGUCAAUGUGCCAAGCAAGUCUCACUGGGACCUCCUCUUCACUAUGUAAUGUGCCUGUUUUAAGGACCUCAUCAGAUGAGAUAUCAAUCAAGUCAGAACAAGAUAAUCUCUGCAUAUACAGCUUGAAUGCACUGAGUUAUAAGCCAUCUAACAGGAACACCACCCUGUGUGGAGUUAGGAGGAAAGAAGACUUGGUAGCUUCUUCUUUGAACUCUUCAAAGUGCUUUCUCCCAUGGCCACCUUUACCUCAAUUCAAAUUCCCUCCAUUACCUUUUCCAACCUUGCCAUGGCCAUGGCCAUUCCAAGAUUCCCCAUCUCUGUUUUCGCCGCCGCCUAUGCCUUCGCCGCCUGCAUUCAGCCUCACAGAUCCCAGAACUUGGAUACCAUUUUUUUCCCCCUCACCUCCAGAUAGACCUCAGAACCAAAACCCUUAGUAUUAUUACCAUCAUCAUUCUCAUUAUUAUUAUUAUUGUUUUUUUCACUUAUUUAUUUUCCAUAUUUGUCUCCAAAAUAACUAUGUUCAACUGUUUAUUAUUAUGCAAGUGACUGUGAGUGCUGGGAUAAUUGUUGAUUGAUGCUUAUAAACAAUUAAACAAACAAUAUAUAAGCAUAUUCCAUUUUGUUA